AUGAUUAGGGUCGUAUCUCUAAUGGAUAGAAGAGGUCCAACAAAAAUUGAAACAAUACCAGCCCAAAUUAGAUAUGAAAUAAAAGAUAUAUUAGUUGAUUCAAGUGAAAUAAAAUAUGAAUGCGAUAUUUGUAAUUCAGAGUUAAUUAAUGAGAAAAAACCAGAAGCUCUUCAAUGCAAAGAAGGUCAUUUUGCUUGUAAAAGUUGUUGGGAAAAAUGUUUAGUUUUAAGAAAAGAGUGUAUGAUUUGCAGAACUCCAAUUCCAUCAAUUUUAAUGUUAUCAAGAAGUAGAUAUUUAGAAAAUGAAUAUUUUAAUUGGUUAAAUAAUAGAUUAGUUGUUUGUCCAUAUUCCAAAUUAAAUACAUUUGGACUCAAUAUGGGUUUACCAUUAAUCAAUAGUGUUAAAAAAUAA
Dictyostelium discoideum AX4 is the source of this 411-nucleotide messenger RNA. RefSeq lists its product as hypothetical. The coding region runs from base 1 to 411 and encodes 136 amino acids. Lineage: Eukaryota; Evosea; Eumycetozoa; Dictyosteliales; Dictyosteliaceae. The transcript is spliced from 2 exons. The record is from RefSeq and is a predicted model, not a curated record.